Messenger RNA from Tetrahymena thermophila SB210, 1254 nucleotides. RefSeq names its product transmembrane protein, putative. The record is from RefSeq and is a predicted model, not a curated record. Lineage: Eukaryota; Ciliophora; Oligohymenophorea; Hymenostomatida; Tetrahymenidae. The transcript has a single exon.
AUGAGCAAUAACUAAAAUUAAAAAUCAAGUAAUAGUGAUUUUUAUUACAACGAUCUACUCAAUUAAAAUUUGUAACCAGCUAAUGAUGAUUAAGAAAAAUAUGAAGACAACGUGAUAAAAUUUUCUGAUGCAAGCGAGUCAAAGAAGAAUAAAUGCAUGCAAAAACUAAAAUCUAUUAUGAACAAUGAAAAAUUUAUAUUAGUUAUAUCUAAGUUAGUUGUUUUGCUGACUGGUAUGGUAGGACCUCUAUUUUUAUUUAUUCAAGAUAGUGAACUUUCAGAGUAUUAAACAUUUUUUGGAUAUCAGUAAUUGGAUAGAAAUGAUUAUCCUUUUUAGAAAGUAUUUUUUAGAUAUCUGAUAUUAGUUGCUUUCCUUUACUAUAAACAGUUAAAAGAAAAAUAACCAAAAAACUCACGAGAUUUCAUAAGCGGAUAGGAAACAACAUAAUACUCUCUUAAAGAGCAUGCCUUUUUAGGAUUGUUAGAUUUUGUGUAAGUUUAGUGUUUUGUUUUCAGUUUAGGAUAUACUUCAGUAUUGAGAGCUUAUCUUUUUAGUGGCAUUUAAUUAGCCAUUUUGCUUUUACUUAAAAAGAAAGAGGGAGCUUAAAUUUACACUUCAGAAUAUGUUGCUUUUUUUAUGGCUUUGGCAGCUAAAAUUUCUAUUGCUUCAAUAAGAGUUAACUAAUUAAACAAAGAAGAAAGCCUCUUUUAUGGUGAUUUUGUUGCUUUAAUAGGUGGAUUUAUAGGCUCUCAAGCAUAUUUUAGAACAGAUUUUAAAUAAAAAGAUUAUUACAAUUUCUUAUAUCAAAAUCACUCAUUUUCUUUAGGAUACUCGCUAAUUUUCGUAAUUCUUUUUGACACCUCUGGAUUUUUAAUAGAUUUCGAUAAUAUUUAGAAUUUAUUGAUGCUUCUUUUGAUAGGAUGUAUAGAGUGUAUAGCUACUAUAAAAAAAAUAAAGACCUUCGUCUUUAUGAGAUACUUUAAAAAUAUAUUUGAGCCAUUUGUAGGAUUUAAAUUUGAGUAUUUGUUUGGAUUGCCAUUUUUAGACACUUGGACAAUAUUAAUUAUAUUUGGUGUUCUUUAUGUUCCAGCUAAUUUCAUAAUGCUUUCUAAGCAUGCUUCAGAUAUUAGAAAUAACACUAGACACAGAGAUUCAACUUUUGUAGAUGUAUUAAACUUUGAAGAGUAUAUAGAGAUGAAGGAGAUUCAUUCUCCAGAGCCUAUUAACAAGAGUAAAAGUAACUAAAAAAGUUGA